Messenger RNA from Malania oleifera, 1660 nucleotides. Its product is annotated as tRNA (cytosine(38)-C(5))-methyltransferase 2. The record is from RefSeq and is a predicted model, not a curated record. Gene Ontology annotation, molecular function: methyltransferase activity. The transcript is spliced from 10 exons. Lineage: Eukaryota; Viridiplantae; Streptophyta; Magnoliopsida; Santalales; Ximeniaceae. Bases 55 to 1239 code for a protein of 394 amino acids.
CAGCUUGUAGUAGUUAAGUAGAAGCCUCGGCGGAAGACCACAGAAGAGCCGACGAUGGAGGAGGGUCUAGAGCGCCAAGAGCAGCCAUGGAGAGUCCUUGAAUUUUACAGUGGCAUUGGCGGCAUGAGAUACUCGAUGAUUCGGGCAGGGGUGAACGCAAAAAUACUGGAAGCUUUCGACAUCAAUGACAAAGCAAACGAUGUCUAUGAACAUAAUUUCGGCCACCGCCCCUAUCAGGGUAACAUCCAAAGCCUGAGUGCUGCUGAACUCGACCGCUAUAGAGCACAUGCAUGGCUUCUUUCUCCUCCUUGCCAACCAUACACAAGGCAAGGUCUCCAGAAGGAUUCUGGUGAUGCUCGAGCAUCCUCGUUUCUCAAACUUCUUGAACUUAUACCGCACAGUUUACGACCUCCACUUAUGCUGUUUGUGGAGAAUGUUGUUGGAUUUGAGACAUCUGAUACGCACAGUCAAAUGAUCAAAAUAUUGGCUGAAACUGGCUUUGUCACGCAGGAAUUCAUUUUGAGCCCAUUACAAUUUGGUGUGCCAUAUUCCAGGCCACGUUAUUUCUGCCUGGCAAAACGAAAACCUUCAUCCUUUCUAAACCCACUGUUAAACAAGCGGCUACUUCGGACACCAAGCCCGUUAUUUGGGCAUGACGAUAGUGCAAUAAUCAAUGAGCAUGGUCAGUCGAAUGAAAGCUGGGAUAAAUUGCUCCAAACUUGUGCGCCAAUAGAGAGAUUUCUUGAAUUCAGGAAUUCCUGUAACCAACAAGAAGUGGGGUCUGAAGUUUUGUGUGCAAUCAAUGUCUCUACAGCUGGUUCUGGAGAUUUGGAGAAAAAUGAUGAAGAAAAGGGAUCCAUUGCUGGUUUGUUAGGCCAGUACUUUGUUCCAUUAAGCUUGAUAGAAAGGUGGGGAAGUGCCAUGGAUAUUGUCUAUCCUGAUUCAAAGCGAUGUUGUUGCUUUACAAAAAGUUACUAUCGUUAUGUGAAGGGUACUGGCUCCCUUUUGGCAAUGGUCCAGCCAAAGAAGAACAAUGAAGUAUCUUCAUUGAAGGAGCAGGCCCUUAGAUAUUUUACACCUAAGGAGGUUGCUAAUCUGCAUUCUUUUCCUGAGGAUUUCAACUUCCCACACCAUAUAAGCUUGAGACAACGGUAUGCAUUGCUGGGAAACAGUAUUAGUGUAUCUGUUGUUGCUCCCUUGCUUCAGUAUUUAUUUUCAGAGCCAUCAAGAUCUAUUUGAUUACGAGACGUCGUCCACAAUUGCUGAUUUUCCUCGUUAGGCAUGCAGACUCAUCACCAGUUAUCCUCCUGGGGGGAAGAUGGACGGGGAUAAUUAAUGACUCCAGACCUUUGAAGUUCUUACAUCUGUUCCACAAAAUUUUUGGAUGGGGGUCAUAUGAUGACAAUAUUUUUUAAGAAAAAAAAAAGUAUAAGAGAUGUAGAAUUGUUCCAGGCGUGUGGAACAAAAUAUUCCAAUGUAACAGGGUUGCCUGUUGUAGCAGUACAUUUACACUAUUUUUGAUUAUUUACUCAUUUCAAAUAGUACUGAAGAACAGAAGCCUGUGUCAACUAAUUGCCAUGUAAGGCAGAAUAUUCACCAGUGGGCAUUGGGUACCCUAGGGUUGUUUUGUUAAAUACAACAUUCUUCUGUAUUUCUGCAA